CAGUUCAAACAGUAGAGGCCGCACGCCACCGUUUGCAUGGCAUCCAAAACAGAUCGAAGCUCGCCGAAUAUUUGGAUCAGCGGAUUCAAUCCGUUUAAUUUAGACGGCAGUGGUGCAUUGACAGAAAUCAACCUCAACGACACUUUAAAACCGAAACCAUCGUUAUCAGUUAUCAAACCAUGUCAAAUCGAAAUAACAUCCACUCACGCGCUGGUUGCCUCCGGCUGCAAUCUAUACUCGCACUCGGCCAUCACCGGAUGCCAAAAUGAAACCUCCUUUACCAGUGCCAUAGUGCAACUAUCGGCCAGUACCUGGCACUGUCUGGUGCUGUUGGAAAACGGUGACCUAUUCAAGUACGACAUCAACGAGCACCGAUCCAGCCGGUUGGAUUUUCUUACGGUGGAAAACGCCCCCGAACUAACCGACCGAGAACGAAUUACACAUAUCGCCUGUGGAGAUCGUGUCUCGGUUGCCAUAACCAGCGGUAGAACCGUGUUCAACAUUCCCAACAAAACGUUUACCUUUCCGCGGCAUGUUCGGAUCGUCAAGCUAGCAGUCGGACUGGAACACUGUCUGCUGCUGACCGGGAACGGGGAUGUCUACAGCUGGGGAGGUGGAUUACGCGGCCAGCUGGGAAAUGGUGAAAUAACACCACAUCAGGAGCAACCACAGCUGAUCGCAGCGCUGGCUGGGGUAAAAAUUGUGGACAUCGCGGCGGGUGGAUGGCAUUCUGGUGCCGUUUCUGCGUUCGGAGAUUUAUACUGCUGGGGCUGGAACAGUAAGGGUCAGCUGGGACAUGCGGAUGGUCGGCAGUUGAAGGGCCGGGUUUUUUCGCUGCCUCAGUUGGUUGCGUUUCCCUCCGGUGAUGGCGAAGAGGAACUUUGUCUGGAGAGAGUUUACUGUGGGAUGGGGCAUACCGUUGUGGUUGAUUCGAAGGGAGUGAUUUAUUUUGCUGGAAACGACCUAGAUGCCCGGUUGGAUUAUACGAAGGUGCAAAGGAAUCCAAGUCUGACGGGUUUUCGACGGUUUGAAACUGGUUUGGAUGGGGACGUAAAACUCAAUUUGAAGUGUGGGGCGAACUCGAUAAUUAUCACGAGAGAAUGAUGAAUUACGCCCUCGGUGGGCUCUGUUUCGUUUGCGCUAGCGACAAGAAGAUGGCAUUGAUGUACGGAAACGUUGCCAGUUUAUGUAAAGUGGUGGUUUCGGACAUGAAGUUUUUAAAUGAUUUAAAAUCAAA
Molecule: messenger RNA, 1237 nt
Organism: Topomyia yanbarensis
Lineage: Eukaryota; Metazoa; Arthropoda; Insecta; Diptera; Culicidae
Exons: 3
Coding region: 37-1104 (355 amino acids)
Source: RefSeq, a predicted model, not a curated record